UAUGACAGGAGCAGUACUGAGGUUAUGGGUUGGUUGAAUGGUGUUAAUAUCGGUAGAACUGAGGUUAUAGGUAGGCUAAGUUAUAUUGAUAUCAGUAGUAUUGAGGCUAUGAGAAGGCUGAAUAAUAUUGGUGUUGGCAAGAUUAAGGCUAUGAGUGGUCAGGAUGUUGGUGCUAGCGGUAUUGGAUGCAUUAAGGAUGUUGGUGUUAGCAGUAUUAGCUACAUUAAGGUUAUAAGCGGUAUUGAUGUUGGUAGUAUUAAGGAUAUGAGUAGUGGUAUUGAGGUUGGCAGCACUAGUAUUAAAGUCUUGGAUGAUAGAUAUUACGGAAUCAUUAUAUUAUUUGGGGCAACACCAAGGUUAUGGGUAGACUCUAUGUUGUUGAUAUUGGUAGUACUGAGUAUUAGCUGCAUUAAGGUUAUGAGCAGUAUUGAUGUUGGUAGCAUUAAGAAUAUGAGUAGCAGUAUUGAGGUUGGUAGCACUAGUGUUAGAGUUUUGGAUGAUAGUCACUAUAUUAUUUGGAGCAACACCAAGAUUAUGGGUAAACUCUAUGAUGUUGAUAUCGGUAGCACUGAGGAUGUUGGUGUUAGCUGCAUUAAGGUUAUGAGUGGUAUUGAUGUUGGUAGUAUUAAGGAUAUGAGUAGCAGUAUUGAGGUUUGCAGCACUAGUGUUAGAGUUUUGGACGAUAG
Molecule: messenger RNA, 686 nt
Organism: Dentiscutata heterogama
Lineage: Eukaryota; Fungi; Glomeromycota; Glomeromycetes; Diversisporales; Gigasporaceae
Source: the annotation of a GenBank genome assembly